UAGCCUCAUACCCGUGCGCUGUACGAAUGAUAGCAGGAGGCAGCUGGACGCCAACAGUCUGACGUGUGAUAUUCCUUGCGGUGAAGUGAUUCAGUCAGUGCAAAAGAAGCUUCUGUGUGGUUGUGAUGGCAAGCUAAGAACACCGUCGUAAUUCAAAUAAAACGCAAGAAUCUGGUCCAAAAUGAUCAGUUAACACCCCAUCUAGCCCAUGGCCGCAGAAUCGGAUGGAAUAUUUGGAAUGGUGCCGGGUUCUGGAGAUGAACAACCCAUGGACUUGAGCCAAGCAUCUCGGAAACCAGCACGCCUUAUGCCACCCCUUAUCCCGAUUAGCCUUCUUCGUUCCGGCUGUCACCACCGGCGAAUCCUAAACAAAGACACCGUGGGCACAAAACGCGUUGCUAUACCUCAAAAUAUAUCAGUAGUGGAAAAAGAGACAGAGAAAACGGUGCCAGAAAGACUGGAAGAAAGUACGAAAGACAUCGAUUGGAGAGAUAGUCAGGUCUCUCCGAAACGCAGCAGGUUAUGCGGUGAAAAUGAUUGGGUGGAAACCCCGCGGCUGGAUCGCGCGAGGAGUGUACCCCAGCUGACUCCACUCCCGUCCCUUCAGAGACACAAGUCCUUGAGUGAAUCUCGUAUCCCAGUUGCCGCGGCACAGGCUGAAGCUAACUUGGCUGCCCACGAGGAAGCCUUCCCUGCCUGGGGAAUCGACAGCCCUAGUGAACACCUCGGCGAGGAAGACCUGCGACAAAGACUUCGCUUCGCUGACAGCAACGACGAGCUGCUUAAAUCCUCUUGGAUCUAUAUCGGUUAUUACUCACAACUGCUGCAUCGUUUCCAGGCGCAAGAACUUCUGCGUCAUUUCGCCUUGCAACAUCAGCGAGACACCCGGAACGAUAAGAUUGAGGGGAUGGCAUUAAGUGCUACAUCCACAGCACCAAAUCCUUCAGAAGAUUCAUCUGACAUGAAGCGAAGGCAGGCACGGCCAUUAACUGGGAAGCAUGUAAGGCCAGGAACUGGAGCCAGUCCUGCCACGCUGCUCUCUCUGCGGCGCAAGAUACAGGCACGCCAACAACAGCAUGAUGCACAGCAAUUACACAAGUAGCAUCAGUGCUGAUUCCAAUACAUAUGAAGAAAUAUGGUGUACUGAGACUUCCAUCACAAAUAUAGUCAUUCCUGUACUGGGUGUUAAAUUCUAACAUUGUUUCAGAAACUGAUACAGAUGGCAUAGUUCUCACAUCAUAAAAGACAAUUAUUAUUUUCACAGGUGUUUCAUGCAAUGAAUGUGGUAUCAAGUUAAAUUACAUAAAAUCCCAUUUCUAUUGCAUGAUGCUGCACACCUGAAGACUGUGCCCGUCUUUCUGCUCAAUUAUAUGAGACGUAUAUUUUAAUAAAUUAUAUAUUAUUUAAUAUUCCAUGUGGCAGAAUUUAAGAUGCCAAUGCCUAAUUGAAAACAUUCCAUUUAUUUGAGUAAGGUAAACAAGUCUUCCAAACAAGCAGGUUAAU
Messenger RNA from Zootermopsis nevadensis, 1503 nucleotides. RefSeq lists its product as uncharacterized. The record is from RefSeq and is a predicted model, not a curated record. Lineage: Eukaryota; Metazoa; Arthropoda; Insecta; Blattodea; Termopsidae.